Messenger RNA from Frieseomelitta varia, 1183 nucleotides. RefSeq names its product glutathione S-transferase 1-1 (gene gfzf). Gene Ontology annotation, molecular function: glutathione transferase activity. Gene Ontology annotation, biological process: glutathione metabolic process. The coding region runs from base 114 to 806 and encodes 230 amino acids. The transcript has 6 exons. NCBI's taxonomy places the organism in Eukaryota, Metazoa, Arthropoda, Insecta, Hymenoptera, Apidae. The record is from RefSeq and is a predicted model, not a curated record.
AUUUGCAGUAACAGGUAUUCAUGAAAUGUCAGUAUAGUCCCAGGCCCAGAUUCGUUGUGAACAUUAUACAACACUUUAUUAAAUUAUAGACUGUGGUCUUCUUUGAGUCAAUAAUGAAACUCUACAGCGUUGUCGAUGGUCCACCAUCUCUUGCCUGCCGCCAAGCUUUAAAAGCUUUAAAUAUUCAGUACGAAUUAGUGGACGUGAAUUUUAAUAAAGGAGAACACAUGACAAGUGAAUAUGCACAAUUAAAUCCACAAAAAGAGAUACCUGUAUUAGUCGACGAUGAUCUUAUAAUGGGAGAAAGUAAUGCCAUUUUACAAUAUCUUGGAGACAAAUAUGACACAACCGGAAAGUUCUACCCGAAGGAACCAAAAGCCAGGGCAAUAGUUAAUCAUCGAUUGUGCUUUAAUUUGGCUAUGUACUAUCGUAAUAUUGCUGAAUAUGUGGUGGCUCCUAUGUUUUAUGAUUAUAAAAGAACCCCUCUGGGUUUAAAGAAAAUGACAAUAGCAUUAGAUGUUUUUAACACAUAUUUACAACGUGAGAAUACAGAAUAUGCUGCGAGUAAUACGCUGACUAUUGCCGAUUUCCCUUUAAUUACUGCAACCAUGUGUCUAGAAGCGAUCGAUUUUAAAUUAAAUGCAUGGCCUUAUGUAGAAAAAUGGUACAAUAAUUUUAAACGGAAACAUCCACAGUUAUGGGAAAUCGCUGAAGGAGGUAUGCAAAUACUUAGUGAUUGUGAGAAGAAUCCGCCUGAAGUAUCUAUGGACCAGCAUCCGAUCCACCCACUUCGCAAAAAUAAGUAGUUUUAUGCUAAUUGCAAGUAUAAUUAUUGAGUAUAACAGAUCUAUGUGAAAUACUAAAAUAUUUGCAACUAUUUCUAAAAUUAGAUAUUAAUAUCACUAUGUUCUAAUAAAUUAAACAUUUUUAUUGACAUAACGUGAUAGUUGUAAUUCUUUGAAUAUUAAUUUUAAAUUAACUAAAGUUAUGAUGUAUAUACAUAUAUGUAUAUAAAUAAAUUAACUAUUAUCUAACAAUUAUAUAUAUUUUUUUAUGUAAGUACAACGUUUAAUGAUUUGUAUAAUUGACCAUAUGCGUCAUAGAGUUAGAAAGUAUUCUAUUUGAGCUAAAUGUAUAAUGUAUAAUAUGGAAAUAAACAAGUAACAAUGACAACAAUCCCUUA